Molecule: messenger RNA, 1570 nt
Organism: Ipomoea triloba (trilobed morning glory)
Lineage: Eukaryota; Viridiplantae; Streptophyta; Magnoliopsida; Solanales; Convolvulaceae
Product: pectinesterase-like
Exons: 2
Coding region: 20-1534 (504 amino acids)
Biological process (GO): cell wall modification
Molecular function (GO): pectinesterase inhibitor activity; pectinesterase activity
Source: RefSeq, a predicted model, not a curated record
UUGACUUCCUUCUUCUUCCAUGGGCACAGAUACCAUUCUUUCCUUCAUCAUUAUAAUAAUCUGCUUUGCUUUCCCAAAUGCAGCAAAUACCGACCCAUCAUCACUAUGUACCCAAACUCCAUACCCUCAACUUUGCGAGUCUCUCUUUGUUGCCCAUAACCCACAAAAUAGCUCCACCGUCCGGAAUUUAGCCCUCGGCGCAACACUAGCUCGCGCUCAAAGCGCCCAUGACCACAUUUCUGCUAUGGGCCCCACCCCAUUCCCAUCCAACCAACUAGCCAAUUUAGCCUGGGCAGAUUGCGUCAAUCUCUACGAAGACACGCUCGACAAAGUCCGCCGUUCCGCCGCCGCAUCCGCCGCCACCAACGACGCCCAAACGUGGCUAAGCGCCGCCGUCACCAACCACCAAACCUGCCGCAACGGCUUCACAGAUUUCCAAUUACCCUUCAAUUUCCACCCCUUCCAAGACAUAGCCACUGACCUCUUAAAGCACGUUUCCAACUCGCUCGCCAUAAUCAACGCGCUCGCUCUAUCUUCGCCGCCGCGCUCGCGGGCCGUGGGGUUUCCGAGCUGGGUUUCGAGGUCCGACAGGAGGCUCCUGCGGCCUAAUGUUGCGAAGAGUGUCGCGGAUAUCGUGGUCGCGAAAGAUGGGUCGGGCAAUUACGACACCGUUUCCCAAGGCUUGGCCGCGGCGGUGGCGCUUAGUGAUGGCAGUAGUAGAUUUGUGAUAUAUGUGAAAAGAGGCGUUUAUGAGGAAAAUGUGGUGGUUACGAAUUCGAUGAAUAAUUUUAUGGUGGUUGGAGAUGGGAUCGAUGCUACUAUUAUAACUGGGAAUAGAAGCGUUGGAGAUGGCUCUACAACUUUCCAUUCCGCCACUUUUGCCGUGAUAGGAAAUGGUUUUAUGGCACGAGAGAUAACAUUUGAGAACACCGCCGGGCCUGAGAACCACCAAGCGGUGGCGCUUCGUUCCGGCUCGGAUUUCUCAGUUUUUUACCGAUGCAGCUUUAAGGGCUACCAGGACACACUCUACGUAUACUCUCAGCGACAAUUCUACGGGCAUUGUGACAUAUAUGGGACGGUGGACUUCAUAUUUGGCGACGCCAUCGCCGUGGUGCAAAACUGCACCAUUUACGUAAGGAAACCUAUGACCAGCCAGAAAAAUUUUGUGACGGCCCAAGGGAGGAGUGACCCUAACCAAAACACCGGAAUUGUAAUCCUCAAUUCCCAUGUGACUGCAACCUCGGACUUGGGACCGGUGCAGGGCUCGUUCCCAACUUAUCUGGGUAGGCCAUGGGAAAAAUAUUCGAGAACGGUGUUUUUAAUGUGUACACUUGACAGUUUGAUCGAUCGAGAUGGCUGGUUUCCGAUGGUUGGGAACUAUGCUCAAACGUUGUACUAUGGGGAGUAUAUGAACACCGGCGAUGGUGCUCAAAUAAGUGGCCGGGUGAAAUGGCCAGGGUACCAUGUAAUCACAAGCGCUAUCGUAGCCCAAAAAUUAUCGGUCGGCGACUUUUUGGCCUGUAUAACGGAUUGAACAAUCAUUAUUGUAUAAACCAUGGUUUUGACAAUA